This is a messenger RNA of Linum trigynum, 4908 nucleotides long. The record is from the annotation of a GenBank genome assembly. Lineage: Eukaryota; Viridiplantae; Streptophyta; Magnoliopsida; Malpighiales; Linaceae.
ACACUUAACAUAACAAAUAACAAGCAAGUAGUGACCAUUUCCUAGAAGCACAUAAAAAUGUCAAAACACUAAACAAUAAGCACAUAGAAAAAUUUUCAUUCUUCAUCAUCCAUGUAGGUCCGUCCAGUCACCACUUCAUCUUCAUCGUCCUCAAAAGGAAUCUCCUAUCCAUCCUCCUCUUCCUCCUAUUUAGUCUCGAAUUCUUCAUCAUGGAGCUUUCUCAGUCUUGCACCCUACGAAACUCACUAUAUUCACUAGCCAUUGCCUCUGUAACAAUAAUCGAGGGUGUGCACAAUCUGCUCCCCCAUCCUCAUCCAUGAACACAUACAUAACAUAGUCUACCCUCCCUCAAAUAGAAAACCAUGUUCUUCAGGUGAGUAAGUACUUAAGAGAAUACCAAUGCUCUUAUUCUCCUUUAUCUUCUUCUUGUCAACCAUAUAAUAUUUUACUAACUCAAAAAACUUUAAUCAUCUUCUUCCGGAGAGGAAGAAAAGAGUCAGACAUUCGGCAGGAAGUAUAUUACUCUAUGAGUUUUGAAGGAUGGGAAAAUAGAGAGGUUUACUAAAGUUUUCUUGAGAACCAAUCUAUCAACUUCUUUGCCUCUUGAGACGAUGCAAUGAGUUGGAUCAACGGUGUGCGGGUUUAAAAAUUAAAGUUGGUUUUUGAAUUUAACCAGUUGAGAAUAGUUUAGUAAGUGAUGGGAUGGCAUGGGUGUCAAGUAAGUAUAUUUGCUGACAUGGUAUAUACAUUGCUCACAUGGCUAAGGUUACUUAUUAAUGAAAUAUUUUGUGGACUUAGGGCAAGCCGCCAUUUUGUUAUGGAUAGACAAAUAUAUCUAAUCAUUUUGAUAAUUUUGAAAUUCGACAACAAUUUUGUAAUAUUGAUCAUAAUUUAAUGAUGGUAUUAACCCGGGAUAGAAUUACGUUUUGAAUUUCCAAGUAAUGAGCCAUUCUAUCCAUUAGUUACUUAGCUUAAAAAUACUGAGUGAAGUGCCACCACAAAACCCUAUAAUCCCCUUGGCUAGUUUACAGUGGAUGUUUCCUAUCCAUGUGAAGAGAUCAUUAUGUAGUUUUUCUUUCUUCAUACUAGAAUCAAUACCCACGGUUACACCGCCGCGAAUAAACUUGCAUCAAAAUCAUCCUUUAGAAUCCAUUUGUACCUAGUCUAUCAUACACUAUAUGUGUUCUCAUAAACCAAUCUCAUUGGUUAAGUAAGAUGGCAUUUGAGAUGUGAAAAAUUGAAAUAAACAUGUUCUAAGAUCGAUGAUAGGUGCGCAAAGAGAGAAGGAACUUAAAAUAAAAUAGAGACCAUGUAAUAUCAUGAAAGAAGAGAAUUCUAUCAACUUGACCCAAGGGGAUUUGUUAUGUGAAUUAAUGAAAUAGAUCACCAAUAUCUUCAAAUAAAGUGACAAAGAGGUUAUGAAUUUAAAUAAUGAUUAAACCGAUUUGAACGACAAAUUAGUCAAAGGACCUAACUUAUCUCUUAGAACCAAGAAAUGUGUUGAAACUCCAUAAAAUUUCCAACAAUAUGAUAUUUUGUAAGCAGACACUAUUUGUAAACAAUUAAGAGAGCAAAAACCUAAAAAACCAAAGGAGGAAUUCUAUUCCACAAACAUAUAGCUCAAACCGGAACCACGCCUACGAGGAAUGAGGAAACUAAGAAAAAGGGAAAUUUGUUUUUAUCUUUGAUCAAUUGUUCCAAACAACCUCUACGAAGAAGCAACGCAAGAGGCUUUCCCCAGCUAGAGGAGCCAUGACCAGACACAGAGUUCGUUUUUUCGGAAGCAACUGCUGACAACAAAUUUCAAUCAUUGCAAGCUAGUAAGAGCCUGCAAUCAAAGAACUGUGAAUUGUCAAGUAAUUUCAGCUGCAGUAUCAUUUGACACUCCUAGAGGCAUAACAGCGGGAGUUCCUGACUUUAAAAAAUGAGCAGGUUUACAUUGAAGGGAAACGCAAUUACUCCUAAGGAUUGAGUUGAUAAAAAUCAAAUACUCAUAACCUAAGCGCUGGCCUUUUUAAUUUCAUUAGAGCAAUUUUAUCCACCGAAAGCUUUGCACUUUAAACCAAAUACAUAAGUAGCCACCAUCCCCGACCAUAUCCCCUUAAUCCCAAACUUGGAUCCCAACCAAUGACAGUUCCCAGUGGGAGUCCCACCUAAGCACAACUUCACGUCACUUGAAAUUAACUAAAAAACUUAAACUUGCAUUAAAGAGUUAAAACACCAUUUUGACUCGAUGGCAGAAUGAAAGUUGCAAAUGGAAACCCCCAAAAGCGCAUAUCUUAACCGUUUAGAGGUAUCGGUUCAAUUCACCUCAAAGCACUUCCAAUGUGUAUAUAAAUUUACAACUUAAAGCGUUAAAACGUAAGCUAUUCACUGUUCGCAACAAUUGAAAGGAAAAAUUAAGUUUUGCCAUAAGCUUAAUUUCAGAAGCUAUUUGAAAGUGCUUAGACUUCUACCUAGUUCAUCUGACCGAAUGCUUCCUACCUUCCAACCAUUUUCGCUGCUCUGCUAGUUUGAAAAUUCGUUCACUAAAUCUCUUUUGAAUUCUCCACUGCACCUACCGUCCAGCAUUUGGCAGUUUAGUUGGUGCACUUUCAUUGCUCAACGGACUUGAGUAAAUUAUUUGUCUCAACCAUAAUCUCUAUAGUUAGUAACCAUUGGAUAAAAUGAAAGACCCAACAAUCGCAGCAGAAAACAGUACCUUCUGAUUUCAGUUCAUUCAGCUCGUACCCUCGCCAAGUCGCUAUCCCUGAUGGCAAUGAUAAUCGACCAUUUCAUUCGGGCUGGAUUUUCUUGUUAUUCAGUCCACAUGCUUAGUUUAAAGAUCACUUCUAAGUAUGAGGAAGAAUAUCACCUAAACUCCCAUAGUAUGGAAAGCUGCAAAAUUUGGUGGGGGGGGGGGGGGGGUGGGGGAAUCAGAUUCAACAAAAAUGGAAGAACAUCAGUACCUAUUCCUAGUGAUAGAGUGGUGUUUAAUAUCAAAUCUAACUUUGUGGUAAUAUACAUUAGAUAGGUGAAGAAGAGUUGGCUACGCUAACCUUGGGAACUUCCACUGUAUGUCAAGAAAUUGCAAGUGGUUUCUGCAGUAUGGCAUUGAGCAUCUUGUGCUUAAAAUGGUACUGAUGUUGUGCAUCAUGGAUGAGGAACACUCUCAAUUAAAUCAACCAAGUUUGCAUAAGUAGGGACACCAUUGCAUACAAAUCUUUUUGAACCAUGGACUACCAUACCUGUAAGCCUAUUGGACAGAAAGCUAUGAGGAGCUAUUUUCGUGAAUCUAGCUCUAUCAACUGGAACCCCUUGCUCCCUGUACACCAUUUAUCUUCCAUCAGGCAUGUUUGGAGAGCUGAUAGACAGGGAUAGACACGUAUCUUCCAUCGGCUAUUUGGUUCCUAGGACAGACUCAAUUCACCUCUAAAGUCAGGGAUUGGCUUUCUUAAAACCAAUAAGGCUGAACCCAAAAGUAGGAGAAAGGCAUUGUCCAUCAACCUAGAUCAUACUCUAUCUAUUCAUUCAUGCCCUGACCCAAUCUAAAUCACUGAUCUUGUACAAAAUUGCACCGGAACAAAAAAAAAACCGUGUUUGCAGAGUGACUGAUGGGUAACCAACCUCCUUGAAUCGAAUUAUGUUAGUAAGCAAAUUAUGUUAGUUUGAGAAAGAGAUGGAUAUAGAAUGAGAUGAGAUGAGAUAAGCGGUCAAUAGAAAAAACAACAACAGAAGGAAAAUGAGGUAUCUGGAUCCUCGGGUAUGCUACCUGAAAUUCAUUUGACACUUGACAGUAGGAAGAGGCAGAGAUAAUAGAAGGCUUUUCGAAUUUCACAUUCUUGAAGGAGAGAAGGAACAUAAUAAGGCUGACAUAGGAGCCAUCACAAACCAAUAUUUGGCAACCUACAAACACAGUCAACGCAAAUAAGGUGAUAGUCACAAAGAUUAGAAGUAAAAAUAGAGUUGCAUGGUACAAAAGAACGAAAAAACAAACAACCGAAAGAUGCAAAGACAAUUUGGACUUGUUGGGCAAUGAAUUGAAAUCUCUAACAGGGAAAUAAGCACUGGAGAAACUGGUGGAUUUGACAUGACUGAGACUCAAAGGCCAGGAUGAGAUGGAAGUUCUCCAACGAUUUGGUGUAACUCACCGGGUCUCCACAGCGUACCAUCCUCAAACUAGUGGUCAGGUGGAGGUCACCAACCGUGAGCUCAAAAGGAUAUUGGAGAAAACAGUCAGUCAAUCAAGAAAGGACUGGGCAACAAAGCUCGACACUGCACUAUGGGCUUACCGUACGGCGUACAAAACACCAAUCGGCACCUCACCAUAUCGGUUGGUGUAUGGCAAAGCCUGUCACCUCCCCGUUGAGUUGGAACACAAAGCUUACUGGGCGCUCAAAUACCUCAACCUCGGCGGAGAUGCUACCAAGGACCAUCGUCAGGCCCAAAUCAAUGAGCUUGACGAAAUGCGCCUACAAGCCUAUGAAAACGCCAAGUUAUACAAGGAACAAACGAAACGACUCCACGAUUCCAAGAUAAAGCAAGACAAAAACUUCCACGUUGGAGAUCAAGUCUUGCUAUACAACUCUCGUCUUCAAUUGUUUCCUGGGAAGCUCAAGUCCAGAUGGACCGGUCCUUAUGUGAUCACACAAGUGUUUCCCUACGGCGUUGCUAAAAUUUCGCAUCCCGAGAGGGGAACUUUCAAAGUCAACGGUCAUCGUCUGAAACCAUACCUCGGUGGCAAUUUCGACCCCAAUGCCGAGGCACUUCAUCUUCAGAAACCUUGACAAAGUACACUACAGUCCAGCUAAUACGACGUUAAAGAAGCGCUAUUGGGAGGCAACCCAAUGCUGGUUUGCAUUUUUAUUCCCUUUCUUUUUUACAUUUCUUUGAGUUUUUCAAUUUCAAGAAUAAAAACCGUCACGAAAC